UAAAUAUAAUGUUUAGAAUACUGCUUUACUGUUGUUUUUACAUAAACGUCAAGAUCUACAUUUGUAGCAUUCGGUGUUCUAAUAAAAUUAAUAGGAAGAUAGUACUUAUUCUUUGAUUGUUACAUUAUAAUUUAAAUAGAUAAAAAAUAGUGAAAUUUAAGUACAUUUUAAGAAAGAAAUUUUUCUAUUAGUGCACUAUGCCUCUCCAUCGUUAUACUCAUGCAGUUUUAUGCAGAAUUCCUCUUUCACUUCGUACAAGAGGCGAGGUCACAUUAGAUGAAGCUAGAACUCAACAUUUGGCACUUGCUCAACUUUUGCGAGAACUCGAUAUCGAUGUUGUUGAAAUGCCACCAGAUGAAAAUUCACCGCUUUGUGUUUUUGUUGAAGAUAUUGCAGUUGUAUGCAAUGGUAUUGCACUUAUAGCUCGACCCAAUGAACCGUCGCGUCUAAAAGAGAUUGAGACAAUUAGAGCUGUUUUGAAGAAGGAAUUGGAAAUUCCUCUUAUAGAAAUAGCUGAUAAAAAUGCUCGUUUAGAUGGAGGAGAUGUUUUAUUUACUGGUCGUGAAUUUUUUGUUGGAUUAUCUCAUUAUACAAAUGAAGCAGGUGCAAGAGCAGUUGCAGCAGCAUUUCCAGAAUAUCCUUGUGUACCUAUUAAGGUGGGUGAUGGUGGCGAAGAGGUGAUAGUGGAGAGUCUUACCUCAGCCCCAAUUCAGGUUGCUGAAUCCAAACGUCUUAAAGGUUUAGUUACAAUGGCUGGUCCAGAUAUCAUUUGUGUAGGUGCUGGAAAAGAAUCUCAAGAAGUUUUAAAGAGAAUUGAAAGAGAAGCAACUUAUAGUUACCAAACAUUAACUGUGCCUGAAGAUGCUGCAGCCAAUGUACUUUAUGUGAAUGGAACACUGAUUCACAGAUCAGAAGAUGAAAUUCCACAAUCAAGUAAAGUUUUUGCAGAAAAAAUUGAAUUUCCAACUAGAUCAUUACGUAUGUCUGAAUUAGCAAAGGUUAGUUCUGGUUUGACUUCUUGUUGUUUAUUAGUACGUAGACCCAGACAUAUUCGCAGUAUUUAAAUCAAGAAUUGAAAGUAUACCUAGCAUCAAUGCUAGAAUUAUAUAUUGAUGUGAAUUAUAAAAUCAAGAGUUUAAAUAUUUCUAAUAGAAAAUGAUCAAAAUGCUGUGCAAAAAACAUUAACGUAAUGACGUAGCACGUAUACGUCGCUCUAAAACUUUAAUAACUAUUUUAAUGUGAACAGAAAAGAUUAUUUUUUAAUUAUUUUAUAAAAAAAAUUAUCUUAAUAUAAAAAAGAUUUUAUAUAAUUAAGAAGAUUAAUAUAUUUGAUUUUAAGGUAUUUACAGUAGAAAUAAUAUAUUAAAAUUUUAUUAAUUUAAUUUAUAGAUUUAUAUGAUAUAAAAUCAUUACACCUAUCUUGCCAUUUAAUGUGAGAUUUAUUUUUUUUUAAGAUUUUAUCAUGGCAACAUUAGAUAUAUAUAUAUUUUUAUAUUUUAAUGAUUUCAAAUAUAUUUUAUGAUCAAUUAGUUAUUACCUUAUAAUUUACUUGAAUAAUAUAUGAAUGUUUACUCAUAAUAAAUUUAAUAUCAAACUAUAGAAAUUCAUAUUGCACAAAAUUUUUUUUAAAAAGACAAAAAAUAUUUUAAAAAAUUAAUUUAUAAAUUAAAUAAAUAAAUCAAAAAAUUUUAAUGUAGCACAAAAAGAACAAAAUCAUAAAAUUAAAAUACAAUAAUAAUAAACUACAUCUAUAUCUUCUACUUUUGAUAUCUUGUGUUAUAUAAAUAGAAAUCAAUUGUUAGACAGCUAUUAAAAAUCAAUUAUCAGUAUUCUAAUCUUGAAUGCAUUUGCUACUAGUCUAUAAAAAGUGUUCACUUAAUUAUUCAAAUAGAACUCUUUUAUAAUUCAAUUAUAUACUGCAAAAUUAAUGAUAUAUAAAAGCACUGAUAGUUAAAAGUUAAUGCUGAUUCACAUUAUAGCAAAGUUAUAUGAUUAAGAGUCUACUGAGCAAAAAAAAAAAAAAAUAAUAAAACUUGUGUAUAAAAAUAAAUUUCAUAUAUAUACAAUAUAUAUU
Molecule: messenger RNA, 2074 nt
Organism: Apis florea (little honeybee)
Lineage: Eukaryota; Metazoa; Arthropoda; Insecta; Hymenoptera; Apidae
Product: N(G),N(G)-dimethylarginine dimethylaminohydrolase 1
Biological process (GO): positive regulation of nitric oxide biosynthetic process; arginine metabolic process
Molecular function (GO): dimethylargininase activity; amino acid binding
Source: RefSeq, a predicted model, not a curated record